ACGCAGGUGACGACAGCGCUGACACAUCCGAGCGUCCGCCCUUUGCGCCGGCCUGCUGCGGUUCGACCGGACGCCAUCCAUGUCUCUCUGUUAUACAAAACGAAACUUGACGCCUUUCCCGUCUUCCGCUUGAACUUGUUUCGAGAGUCUCCGCCUGCGUUGUUCUGUUGCCCGCCCAUUGGCCGUCUUCCCGCCAAACAAACGUCGUUGUUUCUGUUCCGUCCCGCCCCCGCCUGCUGUAGCCGUUCAGCCACAGGAAGUUUACUCUUGCAUCUCCACAACAGCUGCUUUUGCCGUAUGCGUUGCGACUCCACCCGCCUGCCAUGUGGUCGAGAGCCAAAUCUAGCGGCAAGGCGGGCUUCGACAAGGUCUAUGGAUGGGUGGACAAACUCGGCGCCCCGGUGAACAGACUGUCCAACAAGGUGGGCGCGGAAGCGUUCUGGCCCACGACCUUGGACAAAGAGAGUGACAAGGCUGCCCGUAUAUUGCGCAGCUUCUGCAAGGAUGGCUUUUACGAAGAAGAGAUCAAGGACACUCCAGCGGGCAUCAAGCAGAAGCAGAAGGUGAUAAAGAAAAUCCCCUCAGAGGUGAUCAAGAAUGCAAAGGGCCUUGCCAUAUUCACCGUAAUGCGGACCGGCCUGUGGUUCUCAGGCGCGGGAGGAGCUGGCAUAUUGGUCGCUAAGCUCCCGGAUGGCAGCUGGUCGCCGCCGUCUGGCCUCAUGUUGCACACGGCCGGAUUGGGUUUUCUUGUCGGCGUGGACAUUUACGACUGCGUCAUGGUCAUAAACACAGAAGAGGCGCUGCAGGGCUUUUCGAAACUGAGAGCAACUGUGGGGGGCGAAAUGAGCGCUGUCGCCGGACCGGUUGGAGUGGGUGGCGUGCUGGAGUCAGAGGUGCACAAGCGGCGGGCUCCCAUCUUCACGUAUUUAAAGUCAAGGGGUUUCUACGCAGGUGUGCAGAUAGAUGGCACCGUCCUUAUCGAGCGGACGGACGCCAACAAGGAUUUCUACGGUCGUGAGAUUGGUGUCAUGGAGAUUCUGACGGGAAAAGUCGAGAAGCCUCCUGCUUCAGUGAACACGCUUUUACGGACAAUUCGAGCUGCACAGGGCGACGACGUCUCAUGGGACACGCUGCCUACCGAGCCCCCACCGAGCGACUUCGAGAUCGACAACGACGGGCACAUUUUUGGCAUACCUGACAAGAUGGACCCCGAUCCGUAUGGCGUUUUGGCGUUGGAGAAGGAAGGAUUACAAUUGAAGGAGGCUGGCACGAACAAGCGCGCAUCUCACGAAGCCUUCACCUUCAACCCGAGCCCGUCCAGCCCGGUAUUCCAGACGUUCAACCGCAACAGCAUGGACGGCAGAAGCACGAGCAGGCGGAGUAGCUGGAGAACGAGUGUAGCCACCGUGGCAACGACAACUGCACCGUCUCGGCCCCCGUCUUCUAUGGUGGACAUGGCAGUGCAGACUGACUUUGAGAAUGACACCCCACUCUCGAGCCCGAAGAGCCUCAGCAGCGCCGGAAUAAAGAAGAUGGCGGACAUUGCAGAAGACAUACCAUCAAUUGAUGCCUCUGUCAACGCGAGUACGACGACGUUGCCGGUGGACCAACCCGCGACGAAUGGGGCGCAUGCCGUACCAAAAGUCGCGGAAGCGGCGACUGGAGAUGCAACGGGGCACGAAAAGUCUCUCGACAAGCAUGAAAACGCCGAAGACGAGGAAGAGGAAGAGCCUGUCGUUGUCCAAACCGUUCAGACUGCAGCCACACCGCAGUUCAUCAACCGCGCUCGCCUCGUCUCGGUGAAGAAGCCCAACGCUCCGGCCCUCCCACCGCGAAAUCCUGUCCGCGAACGGGGUAAAGGUCUUAUCAUCGGCUCUUCCAACCCUCGGUCGGACAGCUCCCAGGACGAGACGUCCCCACAUCGUCCGUCUACGGAGCGCACCCGCUCGCACGACUCGAUGACCUCUGUCGACCUCGCUGAGGUGAAGACAACGACGACAGAACGCAAGGACAACGAGGAUGAAUUCCACUCUGCAACGAAUACGCCUGCGCCGAGCUCGCCGAAGCUUGCGCCUAUUGACGAGACGACUGGGGAAGCUACUCCUGUAGCCUCCACUGCCCACGCCUAGAUCAUGCACGCCUGCUUUUGGGUCUUGUUUUUGCUUCACCUCAUGUUGUGCCGCGCGUUGGCCCUCAUUGUUAGGCGUUCUUCCUGGCCCUGCGCUUUCGCUCACAAAUAUCUGGGGCGGGAUGUAUAGACGUGCUAGACAGCAUACAGAAAAGCGAAACGAGAUUUGCUUCUUUCACAGAACGCAAGAUCUCAUAAUGUAUGGAAGUACCUCUUUCCGGGUCUAUUAUGACGGGAUACAGGACUGUGAAUUUGGGUGGGAGGUCCAGUUGCUGUUUUUCUUCUCUCGUUUUCUUCGCUGAUAUCCCUUCGUUUAGUGUUUUGGCGUGCUCUAUAUCAUUUUGAUGGGUGAACGCUUUGGAAUGGAUCCUCUUGUUUGUAUGCUAGGCGGUCCAGCGUAGAUUGGCUUGAGUAUGAUUAGGCUUGAGUAUGGACAACGAACAUAGCAAAAGCUUGGAUUCCACGCAGAGGGUUCAUCAUGCGUGUAGACCUAGCACAGCACUAUAAGAUACAUUACCACUAAGUUCCUCAAAGUCACAAAGAACUCUCGUACGGGGGUUGAGAAACGUUGCAAUCUCUUGUCAACAA
Messenger RNA from Verruconis gallopava, 2716 nucleotides. RefSeq lists its product as uncharacterized. The coding region runs from base 324 to 2129 and encodes 601 amino acids. Gene Ontology annotation, molecular function: phosphatidylinositol binding. The record is from RefSeq and is a predicted model, not a curated record. Lineage: Eukaryota; Fungi; Ascomycota; Dothideomycetes; Venturiales; Sympoventuriaceae. The transcript has 3 exons.